AUGUUUUUCGAUGCACUUUCGUCACUGAACAUUACCAAGGUGCUAUCGGACUAUCUGCUUCUAGUGAGCAACUCCGUGCGCAGGCAGUUCAAUCCAUCAUCAGCUGCAGUACCAUCGUCGCCCUUGCCAGGAACAGUAGACAGCCCAGCAGCACCGGCUGGCCACGAGGGUGGUGAAAGUGUCGGUGAAUCUGUCGCGUACGAGUUGAAUCUACUGAACACCGGUUGGUGUUUCCUGUGCGAAACUUUGCAGCUUGCAAAGUUUGCUCUUGGCAGCGGCGCACGGUGGUUGGAUUUUACGGAUUUUCAGCUGUUUUUGCUGCAGAUUUUCUCCACAAUUCUAUUGGGGCUGGUGGUGUUACUCGCGCUAUCCUGGUGCAAGUACGGCAACCGAAUAACGAAUCGCUUUAUUCGUCCCAGUACAGCAAAAGAAAUCGAAGAGUUGAAGCUUUCCGUUGCCCGGUUGAAUCUGCCCAAGGAACAUACGCCAAGAAUUUAA
Messenger RNA from Anopheles maculipalpis, 498 nucleotides. RefSeq lists its product as uncharacterized. Lineage: Eukaryota; Metazoa; Arthropoda; Insecta; Diptera; Culicidae. The record is from RefSeq and is a predicted model, not a curated record. The transcript is spliced from 2 exons. The coding region runs from base 1 to 498 and encodes 165 amino acids.